This is a messenger RNA of Spizellomyces punctatus DAOM BR117, 2544 nucleotides long. RefSeq lists its product as uncharacterized. The record is from RefSeq and is a predicted model, not a curated record. The transcript is spliced from 9 exons. Gene Ontology annotation, molecular function: GTPase activator activity. Lineage: Eukaryota; Fungi; Chytridiomycota; Chytridiomycetes; Spizellomycetales; Spizellomycetaceae. Gene Ontology annotation, cellular component: cytoplasm. Gene Ontology annotation, biological process: regulation of small GTPase mediated signal transduction; signal transduction. The coding region runs from base 128 to 2455 and encodes 775 amino acids.
CAGCUCUCCACCCCCACUCAUUCCUAUGAUGAAUUCCCGUUUUUUUACAUACAGUACAUCUAUAGAGCUAUAUUCAUAUUGAAACCCCGACGUCUAAUAGGAAGUUUUUUUUAUAAAGGCCAGCCUCAUGCGCACUCCGACGCUCCCGCAUGCUGUUCGCAGCGCUACCGUCGUUCCGGCUGCCACCAUUGCAUCUCUCGAUCACCAAUUCAGAGGUCAGAUGGAUCUUCAAGCCAAGGGAACCGUCCCCGGUCAGCUCCGCGACAAAGGGAAAACGCCCGUUCAUGUCUCAAAGUCUACCGAAAGUCUCGCCUCACGGGUUAGUGUCAGGGAAGAGAUCUCACGGAUGAACGCUGCAAUGCAGAACAAGCAAGAAGAAGUUGCUCGCAGCCGCAAGUCUAGUACUGAGAGCACCACAAGCGCCUCAGGGAUUCGUCGAGCGGCGACGGUGGCAAGAGCCCCUUUGGCUCCUCAGACGGCUACCCUCUUGGCGAGUAUCGACACCGCAGCCGACGCCGAGCGAGUUCUUCGGACGGCAAUUGCAAACCAUGACGCUGUCCAAGCCGCCAUCAGGGACGCCACUGUAUCGGUCGAUGCCGAACGCCGCGCUGAGGUCCGGCGACGCAAGGAACAAGACGAGCGAUGGGAACGCAUGCGGGCAGCUCUCGCAAGAGGCGAGAUGGGUCCCGCUCCACCUGGAGAAAGAGACAUCCGCAUGAUCAUGGCGGAUCGAAAAAAGAUCGAUGCCCUCCAUGCCAAGAGGAGGCGGACAGCAAUGUCCAAAGUUAGACAAGACAACGAGAUGAGGUUGUCCAACAUUAAGGCUAGUCUCCAAGGCCUGGAGCCCCUCCUAGCUGGGUCAAACCAGGAGUGGGCCGACUUGACGCAGCGUUUCCAUCGGACGAUGGAACUUUUGAACGAGGUGGACGAUGUUCCCCUCGGCACGGAGGGCUCAAUGUCCAGCCUUUCAUCGGGAGAUGAAAGCGUUGAAGAGAGGGACGAGCAGCACAGGCCCCCAAGUCCACAGAGCCCUCCACUUGCACCCACCACAGCGGACUCGGUCGAGACCCUCCAGAUCGAAGUCGUCCAGCCCGCUCCCCCUUCGCCCCCCACCAAGCCAACCAUCCCGGACCUCCCCACCCUUCCAGCAGAGCCGUUCGAGCCUUUCGGGCCGUUCGAGCCCGCUCAAGCGGCAGAGCCGUCCCAACUGUCGCUCUCCUCGGAGGUGUUCCUUGCUCCGGAGGUUCCCCCGUCUCCGCCCUCCAUCCCCGCGGAACCGGCCGCUACCUUAGGGACGCCCCUCGAAUUCCAACCGUCCCUCCCCUCCGACCUAUCCCUGUCCCUCCCCGCGGUGCAGUCGGAGACCCUCUCAGAGGACGCCUCCACAUCCUUCCCCACCCUCCCCUCCCUCAACUCCCAGGCCUCCCAACCCUCCCUCUCUGGCCAACCCAUCCACACCAGCCCUCAACCUCCCACUGACGUCCACACGGAUGUAGUCAAGAAGGAGCUGAUGUCGCUCAUUGAGGACCAUCCAUACGUCAUGAGCGCGUCGGUCCUCUACUCCAAGCUGCAUCCGUCGCAGUCGAGGUUGAAGCGCAUCUGGCGAGAUAUCAAGCCUCGCCCAUCCCCGCCGGACAUUUACGGGGAUCAAAAGAAAAGGGCCGCCAACAAGAACCCGCCGCGGUACUACGGCGCCUCCCUUGAGGAAAUGAUGGGCGGGCCAGACCCCGGAUCCUCCAUGCAGACCAUCACCAGGGAUCGGAUGCCAGCUAUCAUGGUGCAGCUCAUUGAGUGGUUGCGCGCCGGAGAGCCGCCAGGAAUUGCCUCUGACGGCAUUUUCCGAAUGGGCAUCGGCAAGCUCAAGGUCGAGGGGUACCGCGACAUUAUUGAGAGUGGUGGCCAGCUCCCUUACAUCCCCACUCCGGACCCCAGAAAGGAGCCGCUCACUGCGCUCCAUAUCGGAGGACUGCUCAAGAUGUUCUUCCGAGAUCUCAAAGAGCCGCUCUUGACCCACCGGCUCUACAAACCGUUCAUCAAGGCCGCUGGCUUCACCGAUCAUGAGAAGCGGCUUCGGAUGCUGCAGCUCCUUGUGCAGCUCCUUCCCGCAGAACACCAAGCCGUGCUACAAUACUUGCUCGGCUUCCUCGCGGAUGUCGUCGCACUGUCCGGGGUCAACAGGAUGACCUCAAAGAAUGUAGCCACAUGCUUCGGCCCCAACAUUCUCCGGGAAAAAUACUACCGGAAGCCAACGGAGGAGGAUGUCAAGGAGCACUACGACCUGGUCGAAGUGGUGUCCUUCAUGAUAGACAACCAUGCGGACCUGUGGCAGGUGCCCGAGGACGUUCAGGCCAAGUUGCAGGUCGCGGCCACCGUGGCGCCAUCCCAGCCCACCUCAGAGAAGACCAAGACCAACCUCAUGUCGAGGUUCAUACCCCGCCGCCGGAGGUCGGCUUGAACUCUCUCCAAGCCCAAGUUUCUUUUAAUUGUUUUAUAUUAUUUUUAUAUUGUUUUAAUAGAGCGGGAUGUAUUAAGCUUGAAGUGUGA